AUGGCUGAUUAUCACGCACAAACUCAGCAGAAUCUUCAAAGGGCAGACCAGAAGCUCGAUGCUCUUGUUGAUAUUACAGCUCAGCAGAAGUAUCAAGCCGGUCAAAUUAACACAGAACUUAAAGACCAAAAUCAAAUGAUUUCAAAUAUUAAUGAUAAAAUGGACAAUGCAGACCAGAAAGUCGUCACAGCUACUGAUAACGUCAAUAAACUUCUCAAGAAAAAGAGCUCAAUGAUCGCUUUCUUAUUUAUGAUUUUAUUCCUUAUCGGAAUCGUCCUCGUUUGGGUCUUGAUGUAA
Trichomonas vaginalis G3 is the source of this 297-nucleotide messenger RNA. RefSeq names its product SNARE fusion complex family. The record is from RefSeq and is a predicted model, not a curated record. The transcript has a single exon. The coding region runs from base 1 to 297 and encodes 98 amino acids. Lineage: Eukaryota; Parabasalia; Trichomonadida; Trichomonadidae.